GUCACAAAGCGCUGCAGUGUACAAAGACUCUAGACACCACUUAGCGACAAGCAAUUGCGCGACGGUGCAGUCCUCUCGGCGGGCGCAGCUGACAGCGUCUAAUGGCCUCGCUAAACAGCAAAAUGCAAAGCUGCAUGCAGCCAGUUUUCGGCGCUUCUGGACGAAGACUUUGCAGCGGGCUGAGACUGGCGCGACUGCCAAGAGUCCAUGACCGCCGCCAAGUCAUCGUGUCCGCCGCCCGCGCGAAGGAGGGCCCCAGCCAAAAAAAGAAGACAGCGAGCGAGGCGGGGCCUCGCAAGUGCCCCUGCGGCUCGGGCGCGCGCUACCAGGACUGCUGCGAGGCCGUCGUGGAGGGCGCCUGGGCUCGCACUGCCCCCGAGCUCGCGCGCGCCCGCUGGACCGCGCUCUCGCUCAACAAGCCGCAGCUGCUCGCCGACUCCACCCACCCGGAGGCUCUGGACGCCAUCGGCACCAAACACAACCUCCGCAAAAAGGUGGAGCAGCUGCUGCAGCGCCGCGGCGCCGGUAGCUCCGCCGGCGCGGGCGCGGGCUUCGGCAGCGGCGGCGGCGGCUCCGCCGCCGCUUCGCCCCUGCCCCUGCCCGUGCUCGCCGACUGCGUGCACGGGCAGUCGCCUGAUGACCCCAACAGCUGGUACGUCGUACUGGCGGUGUCGUACGGGCCGCCGGGGGCGGAGGGCGUGGCAGUGCUGACGGAGCGCUACGUGCGCGACGGCGGCCGCUGGUGGUUCGUGGAGGAGCCGCGGGAGGUGCCCAUGCUGGAGCAGUUCGUGGAGUUCUGGGACAAGUACGUGUUUGAUGACGAGGAGGGAUACGAGGAGGGAGAGGAGGGCGGCGAGGAGGGCGGGAAGCGGCGACGGAGGCGGCGGCGGCAGGGCGGCUGGAUGGGCUCGGAGCCCUUCCAGGGCCGCUUCGAGUACGGCUGGCUGACGGUACCGCCGCGAGCUGGCGCGCUGCAGCUGCUGCCGCCCCUCCCCGCCUCCGUCGCGGCCGCCGCGGCGGCAGCUGCGGCGGGCGCCAGCGCCAGCGGCACGGGCUGGCUGGUGGAUGAGUGGCCGGCCGCGGCCACGGCAUCAGCCGGCGGCGGCGGCAGUAGCAGCAGCAGCGGCGGCAACGGCAGUAGCAAUGCCAUGCAGCAGGCGGCGGGCGGGUGGGUGUAUCUGGACACGGCUGCUGACCCGGAGACGGGUCUGACGGCGGCGCAGGCGGCGGUGGAGGGCGCCCGGCUGCUGGAUGCGGCGGCGUCGCUGCGCGACCCCGCCCUGGACUGGGACAGCUACUAUUUCCGACACGGCCGCUUCGACGCCCCUGGCGGCAGCAGCAGCAGUAGCAACAGCGGCGGCAGCAACCCUAGCAGCCGCGGCGGCGGCGGUGGCAGUAGCAGCAGCCGGCGCGCCUCGCCGGGCCCCCGCCCUGCGGCUCUCAGUGCGGAGCAGCAGGCGCUGCAUGACGCGGAGGACGAGCUGAUUGCGCUGUGGAGCUGCGUAGAGGGCGACCGGCUGGCAGUGCUGGAGCGGCGGCGGCAGGUGUGGCGCGACAGGCGCCAGAAGCAGGGCGGCCGUCGCGGCCGGCUGGGCAUCAACUGGCUCACAGCGCUCAAGCCGCCCGGGCUGGACUCCAUUCCCGAGGAGGCGCACUCCCCCUCCCCCUCCGCCACCUCGCCCGAGCCCUCGCGUGCCAGCAGCGGCGCCUACAGCGGCGGCGAGGGCGGCAGCGGCGGAGGUGGAGGUGGAGGCGGAGGUGGAGGCGGAGGCGGAGGUGGAGGCGGAGGCGGAGGUGGAGGUGGAGGCUGUAGCAGCUGGCGCUCGGCGCCGCUGCUGGGGCCACGGGAGCAGCAGCGGCAGCCGUUAGUGGGCGGUGGGAGGGCGAGUUGCGGCAGCGGAAGCGAAGGCUUGGGUCGCGCUGGCAGUGGGAGUGAGCCUGGUGCCAGCCACGGCGGUGUGCGGGAAGCAGAUGAGGAGGACGCGGACCUGGGCUGGGGCGGCGGCAGGGGCGGCGGCGCGAAGUGCAGCAGCAGUAGCAGCAGCGGCGGCAUUGGCAGCAGCAAAAGUGUUGGUGGCGGUGCCGGCGGCGGCCGAAGCAACGCCGGCGGCAGCCGAAGCAGCGGCGGCGGCGCGGCGGCCGUGGCGGCGGCAUUGGUCAAGAGCCUUGUGGCUGGCGGCGGCGGGGCGGGGGGCGGCGGCGGGGCUUACGCAUGUUUGCCGGGGCACGAACCCGAGCCGGAGCCCGACCCAGGCGGGGAGCGCUCGCGACUGUUGGGCGUAUCGCCCGCCUCCUCGUCUUUGCCCCGGCCGCCAGGCCGGCCGGGCGCAGCCGCCCGCGAGGCCGGCGCGGCGGCGGCGGAGGGCGGCGCGGACGGGGCCGACGGGUUGGGCGGUCCGUCGUCCGACAUGCCAGGCGAGGAGCCCAGCCUGCUGGCAACGUUGGGCGCCAUGGCCGGCGACAUCCGCGCGCUGGCGGGCGGGCCGGAGGCGAGGGCGCUGGGGCUGGCGCUGGGGCUGGCGUUCCUGAACCAGGCCAACGCCUCCACUGCCAUUAUCAACUACGCGCCCAGCUUGCUUGCUCGCCUUGGCGGCGACGGCGGCGACGGCUCCAGUGGCAACAGCGGCGGCGGCGGCGGCGGGUCGUACAAGGACGACGGCGACGCCAUGCUGUACACGGGGGUGGUGGGGGUGGCCAAGCUGGCGGGCGUGUGCGCAGCGCUAGUACUGGUGGACCGCUGCGGGCGGCGGCCGCUGCUCAUUGGCGGUGCGCUGGCGUGCGGCGGCGCGCUGGCGGGCAUGACGGCGGUGGCGGCGGGCGCGGCGGGCAGCGCCGACUUGCAGUCGCGGCGGUGGCUGUUGGAGCUGUGCAUGUGCGGCUUCGCGUUCUGCUUCAGCAUCUCCUGGGCGGGGCUGUUCUGGGUGGUGGUAUCGGAGCUGUUCAGCAUGGGCGCCAAGUCCGCCGCCAUGUCGGCCGCCACCGCACUGCUGUUCCUCACGGGCGCUGUGACAGACCUGGUGUUUCUGAGUCUGGAGGACGCGCUGGGGCCCUUCGUGUUCCUGCUGUUCGCGGGCGUGUGCCUGGCGGGCGCAGUCUUCGUGGCGGCGGCGCUGCCGGAGACGAAAGGCCGCACGCUGGCGGAGGUGCAGACGCUGAUGGCGAGCAGUGGGAGUGGGAGAGGGGGUGGUAGAGGGCAGGGAGGCGGCGGGGGAGACGGGCGGCGGUGGGUGGAGAUGCGGCCCCGGGGCCAGUCGUGAGGGAGGCCGACGCGAUAGUCCGGAGUUCCACAUGCGCAGGUGGGGGAGCAAGGCAAGCCAGGACCCGUUGUAAAGCGCCGCCUGC
Messenger RNA from Chlamydomonas reinhardtii, 3342 nucleotides. RefSeq lists its product as uncharacterized. Gene Ontology annotation, molecular function: transmembrane transporter activity. Gene Ontology annotation, biological process: transmembrane transport. The coding region runs from base 135 to 3257 and encodes 1040 amino acids. The transcript is spliced from 9 exons. The record is from RefSeq and is a predicted model, not a curated record. Lineage: Eukaryota; Viridiplantae; Chlorophyta; Chlorophyceae; Chlamydomonadales; Chlamydomonadaceae. Gene Ontology annotation, cellular component: membrane.